Molecule: messenger RNA, 2397 nt
Organism: Fusarium graminearum PH-1
Lineage: Eukaryota; Fungi; Ascomycota; Sordariomycetes; Hypocreales; Nectriaceae
Exons: 5
Coding region: 1-2397 (798 amino acids)
Biological process (GO): carbohydrate metabolic process
Molecular function (GO): alpha-L-fucosidase activity
Source: RefSeq, a predicted model, not a curated record
AUGGAACUCAUCGGCUGGUUGCUUAUAGCCUCGGCUGCCUUAGACCUUGUGUCCGCCAAGGAGCUUUGGUCGUCAAAGCCUGCGAGUUAUACGAAACAGGGGAGUGCAGAGUAUCUCCUGAGAACUGGCUAUCCUGUCGGAAACGGAAAACUGGGAGCUAUUCACUUUGGACCGCCAGGGAGAGAGAAGAUCAAUCUCAACGUCGAUUCGUUGUGGUCGGGCGGGCCAUUUGAAGUCGAUGGCUACACCGGAGGCAAUCCUUCAUCACCUAAAUUUCAAUAUCUCCCGGCGAUCCGUGAUCGAAUCUUCACAAAUGCCACUGGAGAGAUGGAGGAGUUGAUGGGCAGUGGGAGCCAUUUCGGAUCGAACCGUGUCCUAGGAAACCUCACCAUACAGUUUGACGGACUCGAUGAAUAUUCUGACUACCGCCGAAGCCUUGAUAUGAAAACAGGCAUCUAUGAAACUUCAUUCGCCUCUAAAGAUGGAGGCAGCAAGUUCAUAUCGUCUGUCUUCUGUUCCUAUUCGGACCAGGUCUGCGUAUACUUCCUAAAGGCGAACACCCGACUCCCAAACAUUAAAAUCGGCAUUGAGAACAAGCUGGUGAAGCAGGAUCUAAUCAAGACCACCUGUAAAAAUGGUAUGGCACUCCAUACUGGCAUGACUCAGACUGGCCCACCGGAGGGAAUGAAGUAUGCUGCUGCAUUGAGCGUUGAUAGGAGCCUUGGCACUGUUACUUGUCUGAAUGAUGGGCAAAUCAUAGUUAAGCCCAAAAACAAGCGUAUGGCUAUUUUCUGGGCUGCCGAGACCAACUAUGAUCAGAAGGCCGGGAAUACAGAUGACGGGUGGGCAUUCAAAGGACCUGAUCCAGUUCCAAGAGUCAAGAAGGCAUCAAAGACAGCUGCUACCAAGGGGUACGCUAAACUACGAAAAGUCCAUGUAGAAGACUUUAAGAAGCUUGAGGAGGCUUUCACUCUCAAUCUUCCCGAUACACAGAACUCAAAAGACGUCGAGACUGCAGACCUCAUCCAGGCAUACAAGUACGAUGGGCCAGGCGACCCAUUUCUUGAGGGUAUCCUUUUUGACCUUUCACGUUAUCUACUCAUCACGUCAUCCCGCGAGAACUCUCUUCCCGCCAAUCUUCAAGGUCGAUGGACAGAAUUGCUCCAAGCGGCAUGGGGAGCUGAUUACCACGCAAAUAUCAACCUGCAAAUGAACUACUGGGUUGCUGAUCAGACAGGACUGGCAGCAACUCAGAAAUCUGUCUGGAAUUACAUGACUGACACGUGGGUGCCCAGAGGCACAGAGACAGCCAAGCUGCUCUAUAAUGCCACAGGUUGGGUGGUUCACAACGAGAUGAAUAUAUUCGGUCAUACCGCUAUGAAGGAGGUCGCUGGCUGGGCAAACUAUCCCGUUGCGCCUGCUUGGAUGAUGCAGCAUGUCUGGGAUGCUUUUGACUACACCCAGGACAAAAAAUGGCUUUCCAGCCAAGGGUAUCCGCUCAUCAAGGGGGUUGCCGAGUUCUGGGUUUCUCAGCUCCAGGAAGAUGCCUAUACUGAGGACGGCUCACUAGUUGCCAUUCCCUGCAAUAGUGCUGAGACAGGUCCUACGACAUUUGGUUGUGUUCACUAUCAGCAGUUAAUUCACCAGGUACUAGAUUCAACACUCAUCGCAGCCGAUAUCGUCUCUGAGCCUGACUCAGACUUUGUUGAUAGCGUAUCAUCAACUCUCAAGCGAUUGGAUAAAGGUCUACACUUUGCAUCUUGGGGAGGUCUGAAGGAAUGGAAGAUACCAGAAAAGCUCGGGUACGACAAGCCCAGUACGCAUCGACAUCUAUCUCACCUGAAUGGCUGGUUCCCAGGCUACUCCAUCUCCUCCUUCGCAAACGGCUACGUCAAUGAGACAAUACAGGAUGCAAUAAGGAAGACGCUCAUUUCACGUGGAAUGGGCAACGCAGAAGAUGCCAAUGCGGGCUGGGCCAAGGUCUGGCGAAGUGCCUGUUGGGCUCGUCUGAAUGACACAGAAAAGGCCUACGAUCAUCUCCGCUAUGCUAUUGAACAAAACUUUGUUGGUAAUGGACUCAGCAUGUAUUCGGCUAGGAAUCCCCCUUUCCAGAUUGAUGCCAAUCUUGGAUUUGGUGGCGCUGUCUUGAGUAUGCUUGCCGUUGACAUACCGCUGCCGCAUGGCUCGAAGGGUAAGCGAACGGUGAUUUUGGGACCAGCCAUUCCUUCGCAAUGGGGCCCUGGAAAUGUUAAAGGGUUGCGAAUACGUGGAGGUGGCGUGGUUGAUUUUGAAUGGAACGAGAAGGGCCUGGUAACCAAGGUCAAUGUCAAGUCCAAAAGCCUUGACAAGAGUGUUCUUCUGGUUAAUGUUGGAGGCACUCAUUUAGGAGACCUUUGA